AUGUCGACCUCCCAAAUGCACCAUCAUUCCUCUCCUUUGGUUGUUGCGCAGCCAAGAAGUCUCCGGCCCAUGAUGCUCCCUUCGCUUACAAUUUCACCCAUCUCAGAUCUGGAUGUUGAAGACUUCCCUGGUCAAUUUGCCCGACGAGGCUCCGAGGACAGCGGCGAUGACUCUGAAGCUGCUCGCGAGAAACAGCGUCUCGACACAGCCGCUCGUCGGGCCUCACAUAAUGCGGUUGAAAGACAACGCCGGGACAGACUGAAUGCGCGUAUCUUGGAACUCUCCACUCUCCUUCCUAACCUUGCUGGUGUCCGCCGUCCUUCCCGGAUAGCAAUCACCAAAUCAUCGAUCGCUUACAUUCACAACUCACGCAAACAGCGUAUUCUUGCCUCUCAACAACUGCGGAUGCUUCAUUCGGAGACUGAAGCUCUUCGUGCCGAGGUCAAUCAAUGGCGACAACGUGCUGGAGUUCCUCCAGCGGCCGAACCACGCCGCGGAGAUGGGUUCAUGUUGGUUCUCUCUGGCGCUGAGCUAGAGAUUGAGCCUGUUGAUACAUGCGAAGACGAAGAGUAUGACAAUGCCAUGCUCGGGUAUCCUCCAGUGCAAGGUCGCUCCAUGCCUUACCCGCCGAGCUAUAACUAUGGAGGCUCGCCACCCUCGUCAGCUGGUUUCCCCCCUUCGCCAUACUACCCCAGUCCACCGUCAUCCGCCAGUUUUGCUCCUUCACCGAGCUGCAAAUACGAUGUUAAUGCCCCUGUUGCCCUUGCCGAACCACGCAUCGCCUGCCCCACCCCCUCGAAUCCCUAUGAUUCGCCGCAAUAUAUGUUGCAGACCGAAGAGGAAUGGGCUGCGAUGUAUGGUGGCGCUCCUCGUGCUCCACAAGACGGCUCGUGGUAA
Messenger RNA from Mycena indigotica, 897 nucleotides. RefSeq names its product Macrophage erythroblast attacher isoform 1. NCBI's taxonomy places the organism in Eukaryota, Fungi, Basidiomycota, Agaricomycetes, Agaricales, Mycenaceae. The transcript is spliced from 2 exons. Gene Ontology annotation, biological process: positive regulation of transcription by RNA polymerase II. The record is from RefSeq and is a predicted model, not a curated record. The coding region runs from base 1 to 897 and encodes 298 amino acids. Gene Ontology annotation, cellular component: RNA polymerase II transcription regulator complex. Gene Ontology annotation, molecular function: DNA-binding transcription factor activity; protein dimerization activity.